AUGGAAGAAGCAGAGAACGGCGUGAGGAGCCGAUCUCCGACGCGCGCGUCCGGCAACGGCGUGAGGAAGCUACCUCCUUCUCCGACGAGGGAGAACGGCGUGAGGAACCGCUCCCCGACGCGCGCCCCCGCCAACGGCGUGAGGAAGCUAUCCCCUUCUCCGACGAGGUCGUCCGCCCCGGAGCAGAGGAAGCCCUCUGCCUCGCCUCCGCCGCCGCGCGUCCCCAGGUGGCUGAUCCUCGACCGCAUCGUCCACCGCAGCAGCAGGAGGCGUUGCGGUGUCGUCGAAGACGACGCCACCGCCUCGGCGCUCGCCCACGACUGCGUCGGCCGCCCCGUCCGCGCCUCCCUCAGGAUCGCCGACCCGCCCGCGGUCUCCCGUCUCUACAUCCACUGGACGGGCAGGCCGCCGAUCGAAGGCUUCUCGGAGCCCACCGCCAUCGCCGCCCACCGCAACUCCAUUCUCUUCCAUAUGGCCACCCCCUUCGAGGAUCCUCUGAUGUGGAGCAGAGGUCCCUUCUUCCCCGACGACUACUUCGUCUACUCCUGCUCAUCCUCGUCUCCGCCGACCCUGACUCUGCUUCCCCCUUGCUUCCACGGCGGCGACACCAAUCCCAAGCUUGAUAAUUUCUUCCAGCCAUACCGGAACCAGCAGCAGCGCAUCAUGUUGGACCAAGAUGUGGGCAUCCUGUGCCAUGGCGACGAAGGCGAGUUCACGGUGGCACAACUCGCAUUUUCUGAGAAUGAUGAGUUUGAGCUCUGCGUGCUGCACCAUGCACCUCCUGCCUCUGGCAUCUCAAAGGAAUGGAGUGUGAAGAAGGUGCAGAACCCUCCUGACAUGAAGAUAAACAUCUACUCGUGGAUGACUGACGUCGUCGUGCCCAUUGGCAGAUGCUUGUGCUGGGUCGAUUACUACCAGGGCAUGCUUCUUGUUGAUGUCCUCACUGACAGCAGCAGCGACCCAGAUCAUCAGCAAUCGCUCCGUUACAUCCCUCUGCCUAAAAAGGCUUUGAAGUCUCGCCGUCCGUACAGGGACGCCGGCUCACCUGACCCAUUGCGGUGUGUCUGUGUCACUGACAAUGACAUCAUUAAGCUCGUCUGCAUUCUUACUGAACGUCCUGCUUCGUCUUGUCCCUUCGCCAUAACAACUUGGACUUUGGAUGACAAACAUGAAGGCAAAUGGACAAUGGAUGUCGACACCACCAUGGGAGCAGAGAAAAUUUUCAGUCUUUUUGGCGCUGGCCACAGUUUCCUACCACGGGUGCAGCCAAGUUUUCCUUUGGUGAGCUUGGGUGAUCCAGAUGUCAUCUGCUUCUUGCUGAAGGACAAGGACCGUGGCCUUUUCUGGAUGAUUGAGGUCAACAUGAGGAACAAGAAGCUACAGUCAAGCGCCCUCUAUAUCAGUGAAGAAGAAGAAGGAUAUCCCCCAAAAAGGGGCCGCCGGAACAAUUUCUUUGGUCACUACUUUACUCCCAGCAAGUUCUCCUCUUACUUGAGUGAGGAUGCCAUCACAAGUUGGGAACUAAGUGAAAAGAUGCAGGAGGCAAAAAAGGAGAGAGUGAUGCAGAAGAUUGGUCUGGAAGCAAAAUUGAAGAAGUGA
Molecule: messenger RNA, 1599 nt
Organism: Miscanthus lutarioriparius
Lineage: Eukaryota; Viridiplantae; Streptophyta; Magnoliopsida; Poales; Poaceae
Source: the annotation of a GenBank genome assembly